Molecule: messenger RNA, 1032 nt
Organism: Phaethon lepturus (White-tailed tropicbird)
Lineage: Eukaryota; Metazoa; Chordata; Aves; Phaethontiformes; Phaethontidae
Product: putative EGF-like module-containing mucin-like hormone receptor-like 4
Exons: 8
Biological process (GO): cell surface receptor signaling pathway; adenylate cyclase-activating G protein-coupled receptor signaling pathway
Cellular component (GO): membrane
Molecular function (GO): G protein-coupled receptor activity
Source: RefSeq, a predicted model, not a curated record
ACGGUGGGCACCAAAGGCCGCUGGACGUCCUCGGGCUGCACCCGCGUGGGGGGUGACACCCUCCACUCCACCUGCGCCUGCACCCACUUCUCCACCUUCGCCAUCCUCGUGGCCAUCCACCCCGUCAUGAGCUUCGCGCUGACGGUGGUGACCUACGUGGGGAUGUCGGUGUCACUGGUCUGCCUCUUCCUCGCCAUCGUCACCUUCAUCUUGUGCCGCUCGCUCUGGAGCGUCAGUGUCACCCUCCACCUGCAGCUCAGCAUCUGCCUCUUUGCUGCCGACCUCCUCUUCCUCGUGGCCGUGCCCCACACCGCCAACUGGCUGGCGUGUGCCAUCACAGCAGGCUUCCUCCACUACCUCUUCCUCGCCUGCUUUGCCUGGAUGUUCCUGGAGAGUUUGCACCUCUUCCUCACCAUCAGGAACCUGCGUGUCCUCAACUACACCAGCGCCAGUCGCUUCAGGAGAAGAUACAUCUACCCCGUGGGCUACGGCAUGCCGGCCAUCAUGGUGGCCAUCGCCGCCGCCGUCCACCCUCACGGCUACGGCACUUUUAGCUGCUGGCUGAGCCUGGAGGGAGGCUUCCUCUGGAGUUUCCUCGGCCCCGUCUGCGUCGUCGUCCUGGUUAAUUUGUUAUUUUUUCUCACCACCCUCUGGACGUUGCGGGACAAACUCUCCUCCCUCAACGCUGAUGUCACGGCCCUAAAAAACACCCGGCUGAUGACGUUCAAGGCGCUGGCGCACAUCUGUAUCUUGAGCUGCACGUGGGGUCUGGGCUUGCUGCAGGCACAGGGGGUCAACAUAGUGGUGGCCUUCGUCUUCACCAUUGUCAACAGCCUGCAGGGAGCCUUCAUCUUCCUCGUGCACUGCGUCCUCAAAUGGCACGUGACAGGGCAGUACCGGCGCUGGUUUAGGGUGCUGGGGCGACGAGUGCACCCCCAGGAGAUGCCCACCACCAAGAUACACGUCACCUAUGUCACGGAAGGGGAGAGGCCACACAGCCACAGCGCCGAGGGCUGCACAUGGGAGAAGUGA